GGCGUCCUGAAUAGAUCUGACGCUGCACCAAUAGCCAACGCCCCUGUUAUUCCCGCAAGUCAAAAAAAGUGAAAGUGCGCUACGACAAACGAAAAAAACUUCUUUUCUCGACUUCUUAGUUUUUGUUGCUCUCGAAAAAAAAACAAAAAAAAACCUCCCCUCAAGUUUGGUGAUAUGGUCACAGUUUCUAUUUUUUUUUUUUUGGUUUGUUUUCCUACAAUCGUCUAGAAGUGAUGGGAUUCUUCUCUUAAUCGCGUCGGACCCAGUUUAAAAAACGGAAACAGUUUGUUGGUGAUUUCUAGUGUUACCAGUGCGCCACGUUCAAAACUAGAGGCAACGUCAUACGCAUUGUGCCCUCCGGAUCGAAGGCAGAGGUGUGUUUUUUUUUUAGUUAAAAUUGUGUUUAUCUCGGCGGGAAUUCGAUUGAGUUGUUGUUGAAAAAAAAAAAAAAAAAAAUACGUUUCGAUUUCCCACUUGGCCAAGUUAUAGACGAACCAUGAGUGUUGGCUGUUAUUUUCAAAUGGUGCUACUGCCUACUCCAAGGCCAAUCACCGUCCAUAUAAAUCGUGCCGAAGGCCCUGGCGGCAGCUAAUUUCAAAAAAUGUUCUUCACCCAUCACCGACGGAAACGAGUGACAACGCCUACGUCUUGGCUGGCAAGAGGACGCCAUGGUGACGGCGAACAAUCAAAGGAAAUGAUAAAUUACGUUCGUUCCACGACGAGUAGAAUGUGCCGACCAAAGAAGAAGAAGCCCAGCCAUCGAAUAAAUAGCGCCUUCCUAGUGCAGCGGUGGUUGUUGUGGUCGUGCUGUGUUCAUACGCUGCUCAUCGCCGCGCCCGUGGCCAUGUCACCGGCACCGCAAUUCGAUUGGACCGCAAACGCAAGCGAUGAGACGACAGACGUUGUUUUGACUUUGCCGGCCGUGACGUCAGUCCCGACAACUGUUCAUCCACUUCAUCCGGCGGCUUACUCGUCUCUUUGUCCCGUCGAUUGCGUGUGCAAAAACAGCGAAACCGUAGACUGUCGAGGUGCCGGCAUCAGAAAUGUUUCCAAUUUUUUAGCCAAUCAUCGCGUCACUAAACUGGACCUCAGUCACACUGACGUUACCAAACUCGGACCCAUGACUUUCCAGCACAUGACCUUCCUAGAAGAUUUGAAUUUGGCUGGAAAUAGUUUGAGUGACAUAGAUAAAGAUGCCUUUCACCACCCGCGGCUAAAAGUCCUGUCACUACAGAAAACUAACAUCAAAUACGUCCCUACGAGCUUGUUUUCACAUCUUCCUAGUCUUCAGUCAAUACGGCUGGACAGCAAUGACAUCAGUCACUUGGAUCCACUGGUGUUUACGGGUUUGUCAUCCCUUCGUCAAUUGCGACUUGAUGUCAAUCGAUUGAAUUCUAUUCCACAGGAGGCCCUGUCUCGAGUUACUACCCUUGAAGUUCUAAAUUUGAGCUACAAUGAAAUCAAGGCUAUUCCGGCAGGUGCUUUCCGAAAUCUCAGCUUUUUAACAUUUCUAGUGCUCGAUCACAACGACAUCCAAUACAUCGACGACGACGCUUUUAUAGGAUUGUUCUCCUUGAAAGUUCUUGAACUGAGGCACAAUGCCAUCAACCAAAUUGAGCCACCCUAUUUCAGACAACUUCCUCUACUUGCCGAACUGUACAUGAACAACAACAACAUUACUCAUGUCAAGGCUGGCAUCUUCCAGCAAAUCUCUCGAGUGAUGGUUCUGGAACUGCGUGGAAAUCCACUCGUCAAUGUCGACGUCGAAGCUUUCGCUUUCCUACCUCGAUUGAAAAAAUUAAUCCUUUCCGAGGUUAGAGAACUUCGCAAUUUCCCGUUGUUGAACGGCACCGGUGCCCUGGAACUGAUCCGAAUCGAUCGAGCUAAACUAAAGCUCAUUCCGUCGUAUACUUGUCAACAUUCUCCACACUUGCGUAGCUUGGAUCUCAAAUCCAAUUGGAUCGAAGCCCUUCCCGAUUUCUCUCACUGCCGGAGUCUUCGCCUCGUAGAUCUCAGCCACAAUCGAAUCACCAAUUUACCCGACUACGCCUUCCAGCAUCAAGUGCAUUUACACGACUUGCUAUUGACAAAUAAUCGCAUCAAACUGAUACCAGAACACGCGUUCGAGGGACUUCGUAAACUCAAAACUCUAGAUUUAUCGGAGAACAACAUCGAAUCCAUCCAUCCGGAUACGUUUUUGCCACUGAUCGAAAUUCAAGACGUAAAUCUUGGACACAAUGGCUUCCCAGUUUUCCCGUCUACUGGCCUGGAAAAUGCUCUACACAUUAAAGUGCACAACAAUCCGAACCUGCGGGAAUUUCCGUCUCCGUCUUCGUUUCCUCGCGUCAAGACCCUGGCUCUUUCUUACGCUUACCAUUGCUGUCCUUUCCAACACAGCGCAUCCUAUUCAAUCAUUAAUGGCAUAACGGAAGACAGUUCUUUGAGGGACUCCAUUAUAUUCCCGUCCAGCGAACAUGGUAUCGACCUCACGGCGUGGGCCAGAGGAGAAACAGCCUGGACAGAUUCUAAUCCUCUGUGGACAAACAUGAGCCAGCAAUUAGCAUCACCGGCUAAUCACCUCAACCUCAGUGAAGCCGACAUUGAGAAGCUUCUAAAUUCAGCCUCUAGGUCAUCGGGGCUGCUCUUCAUGACGCCUAAAAGGAAUUACGAUAAAAAGAAUCCAGUGACGUGCAUACCAGAGCCCAGUCCAUUUAUGCCCUGUCAAGACUUGUUUGACUGGUGGUCUCUGCGAUGCGGCGUCUGGAUCGUUUUUCUGAUGGCGCUAUUAGGAAAUGGGGCCGUCGUUUUCGUCUUGAUAUUUGCUCGCUCGAAGAUCGACGUCCCGCGCUUCCUGGUCUGUAACCUGGGAAUGGCUGAUUUCUUUAUGGGCAUCUAUCUCGGAUUUUUGGCCGUCGUUGAUGCAUCGACGCUCGGCGAAUUCCGCAUGUACGCAAUCCCGUGGCAACUAUCGGCUGGCUGCCAGGUUGCCGGUUUUUUCGGAGUUCUGAGCUCGGAGCUCUCCGUCUUCACACUGGCCGUUAUCACAAUGGAGAGAAACUACGCCAUCACGCAUGCCAUGCAUCUCAACAAACGGCUGUCUUUGCGUCACGCAAGCUACAUCAUGGCUGCCGGGUGGCUGUUUGCUCUCAUCAUGGCUUUCCUGCCGCUUGUCGGUGUUUCCGACUAUCGAAAAUUUGCCGUCUGUUUGCCUUUCGAAGUUGGCAAUUCCGUCAGCAAAGGCUACGUUGUUUUCUUGAUGGUCAUAAAUGGUGUGGCCUUUCUCAUACUAAUGGGCUGCUAUUUAAAAAUGUACUGUGCUAUUCGAGGAUCCCAGGCAUGGAAUUCGAAUGACUCAAGAAUUGCCAAACGGAUGGCUCUGCUUGUUUUUACAGACUUUCUGUGUUGGGCGCCAAUUGCGUUUUUUUCAUUGACUGCCGCGUCGGGUCUUCAGUUUGUGUCCCUGGAGGAAGCGAAAAUAUUUACCGUUUUCAUCCUGCCACUCAAUUCAUGCUGCAAUCCUUUCCUUUACGCCAUUUUGACUAAACAAUUCAAAAAAGAUUGUGUCUUAAUUUGCAAAGCUAUUGAAGAAUCGAGAGUGACGCGCGGCAUCGGCCGCUGUCGUCACAGCUCCAACUUCAGCAACCGGCAAACGCCCGGCAACACGAACAGCCUCGGCGAUCGUAACUCUGGAUCAAAAGAUGGCAGCUCUUGCCAAUGUCAGGGCCGGGGCCUUUUGAAGGAAGACAAAAUGUCCAAUUCGUCCAUGUCGCACCGCCAUCACCGACGCAAUCGCUCCAGCGGAUUAGGCUGGUUCCGCUCGCCGUUGCGCGCCUUCCUGCGACGCAUCCGGGCGGCCGAACGCGAAAUGGGCGAGUCGUCCUCUUCGGCUAACGAAUACGCCUAUCAGAUAGCGGAAAUCCAGCAGAAACAAUUGCAUCGCAACAAGCACCGGCGGGCAGAGUCCGUCUCCAGCGACACUUACAGCACUUCGCGAUCCGAUUCGGUUAAAGCGGUCGGAUGCGGAUUGCCCUUGCGCAUGGUCGGACGUCGGAGGAAUUCUUGGACGGUUACGCGGAAACCGUCUUCCGAUUCUAAUCUUUCUUCGUCUAGGAACGAUUCAUCAACGUCGGCCAUGACCGCUUCGACAAGCGCUGGAACAACGACGUGGAGGAACUCCAGGUCCUCCGUUUCCAGCGACGGAGGCUCUUCCAAUAAAGGCACCAUUCGAGACCGUGACAAACUACCUACUGGAACAGCGAAGAGCGUCAAGGUGAUCCCGCCCAACAUGCCAUUGAUUUACGUGCCACCGAUCGAGGGUCAACGGAGAUCGUCUAGCAUUCGUGAUAAGAGCGGUCGCAAUUUACCUACCUCUCCGUUGGCGGCCGGAAUUCUACGUCAGCAGUCGGUAGCGACGCCAACUGGCAACUUUGUCCACCGCACUGUCAUACCUCAUGUGACGUCAUCCGUUGCCGCUGGCGCCUGCAUGAUGGAUCCGACGUACCACCCGGACGGGUCAUCGAGUGAUGCGGAAAGACAUUCGAAUUCUUUGGCUGUCGGCGCGAAAUGUAAGCCGCGCUUGACCCGUCAAAUAGCCGUGCAAGACGACGCGGCCACCAACGCGCAAUGUCCGCCUUCUGCCUACAAUAAGUGCGUCUCUUUCAACACGGCCAACGUGGUGGUCUUGCCAAGUAAGGACGAGCGCAAUUACUGUCCGCUGCAUUCGCCACGGUCCCUGCAGGGCGUGUGGGAAAGCUCCAUCGAAGAGGAUUACGAAGAGAUGUACGAACUACCGGACGAAUCGAAGAAGAAAUCGAUAGACAAGGACAGGAUAUUUUCAGUCGUGGCUUCGAUUUACACGAACCGCGAUAAAAAUCGCUUGGGGCUUUCGGGGUUCAUUCCGAGGAAGUUGAGCACCAUUUCAUCGCGCAGCUGCAGCAUCAAUCCGGACAACGAAGCCGGACUUGAUGAAUGUGAAAUGGCCGACGAAUCGUCCGACCAUUGUCCGACGGCCAUAAAUCAAGCGCAGCCAGCCUGUGCAGUCAAUGCCAGUCACGAUGUAAAGUCGAGCAAAGAACUUUUGAACGCGUUCGGAGCGCGAGCGAACGUCAGGAAAGAAACGGAGCGCCAGCUGUCCAAGAGCGAUAACGACUUGUAUCACAAAAGCCAAGAGAAAGGCGCUCGCAAAUCGAUCGGUUCAAUUGUGCGUUUAAUUGUGACGCCCGAGGCUGGCAGUCAUUGCGUGAAUACAACUCUGCCGAGAGCUGCAACCAGCAGCCGGGACGAUCCUUGGUCUUCCACACGCAUCGUAGAAACCCGUUUCGGAGCCGAGUCGGUACUUGAACAGCCCAACCAGUCACCUGACAGACGAGAGCUUGAACGAUCCAUGAAAAAGGGUAAUCAAAAGGAGUUUGACAGCAGCUCCUCUCACGAAGAGUUGGAUCCUUUAAUGCAAUAACAUUUCAACCAUUGCAUCCUCAGUUAAUUUUUCUAUUAUUGCAAACAAAUUUUAAAGUCGCCUUCUUCGUUUGUGUUUUUUUUUUUUUUUUUUUUUUGAAAUCUUAUACAACAUACUUAAGCUUGCUACGGUGCCAAAUGUGUUUGAGACAUUUAUUAUAUGACACAAUGCCGCUUUUAUAAGCUUCCUUUUUUUUUUUUUGAAUUCUGCAGCUCCUUGAUAUGCCAAUAACAUCGAUGUUUGUAUCUUGUUUUCCCGUGUGUUGCCACAAAUCUUGCAUUCCUCUGUAUUAUAGCAACAAGAAAAGAAGAAACAGAGCUGUAAAUCGUGUAUUUAUCAACAUUAAAAGAGACACAAACUUGUAA
Daphnia carinata is the source of this 5820-nucleotide messenger RNA. It is a transcript of the gene rk, whose product is annotated as leucine-rich repeat-containing G-protein coupled receptor 5-like. Gene Ontology annotation, molecular function: G protein-coupled receptor activity; protein-hormone receptor activity; protein binding. Lineage: Eukaryota; Metazoa; Arthropoda; Branchiopoda; Diplostraca; Daphniidae. The transcript is spliced from 20 exons. Gene Ontology annotation, cellular component: membrane. The record is from RefSeq and is a predicted model, not a curated record. Gene Ontology annotation, biological process: G protein-coupled receptor signaling pathway. Bases 602 to 5455 code for a protein of 1617 amino acids.